Molecule: messenger RNA, 1269 nt
Organism: Pistacia vera
Lineage: Eukaryota; Viridiplantae; Streptophyta; Magnoliopsida; Sapindales; Anacardiaceae
Product: cyclic nucleotide-gated ion channel 1-like
Exons: 5
Coding region: 1-1269 (422 amino acids)
Source: RefSeq, a predicted model, not a curated record
AUGGCUAUUACACUAAAACUGACUGCCAUUGAUGCCAAGUUAGAACAAGAACGAAAAGAAAAAGAGCUCAUGGAGGACAGUGAUGCAAGUGGCGAUGACACUUCCUCGCCCGACUCGAUUUCUCAUUCUUCUAGGUCUGCGCCACCUGAUAAGCCUUUCCAAUUGGAGGUAAUUGGAUCUCUGUGGUACUUUUUCGCCGUACGAAGACUGACUGAAUGCUGGAAAAAGACCUGCAUAGAUCAUACUGGACGUGGUUCUUUUUACUGUCAUGACGGAUUUGCAAACCAUACAUUUCUAAAUGAUUUUUGCCCGACAAAGACACUUAAUACAACAAUCUAUGAUUUUGGAAUAUUCUAUGAUGCUCUUCAGUCUGGUAUUGUCGAUGUUAAAUUCAACAAUGGACAGAGGAAGACUUAUACUUUCCGAUGGACCUUGCAAAAUCUCAGCGCUUUCGGUCAGGGCCUCCAAACAAGUGUGGAUAUCUCAGAAAACGUUUUCGUUAUCUCCAUCACUUACUUUGGUGUAGCAUUUCUUGUCUAUUUUAUUGGGAUAUUCCAGAUUAGUAUAAACUACGGAUCGAGAGGAUUAUUCAAGAUGAAGUUGAAGAAUCGAGAGAUAAAUCAGUGGCUGUCCUUCAGAGGGAUCUCUAUGAAUCUCCAACAGCGGAUUGAGAAACACCCGCCAAACAGUUGGGAAGUGAUCAAAGGUGUAAAUGUAAAAAAUUUGCUCAAUAAUCUUUCCAAGGACCUCAGAAGCAAUAUAAAGCGCGAACUCGGCUUAGACCUACUAAAGAAAGUGAGAUUCCUUUGUCUCUAUAUAAAGAACUCUGCUAAGACCAUUCUGAGCUUACUGGAUAUAUUCUCAUCCUUAUUUUUUACUGCAUGUCCAGCUUUCCAUGAUGAACGGACUCACAUUGUUCGGGAGGGAGAUCCAAUUGAUGAGAUGCUCUUUGUGCUGCAAGGCACCACUGCAACUACCCCUCGGAGGACUGAUCAUCACUCUAGUGAACAAGAUCUUCUUGAAGAGUGUGACUUCUUUGGAGAAGAACUUGUUGCUUGGGCUAGAGAUGACGCUUCACCACUCAACCUCCCCAUCUCAACCAGAACCCUUCAGGCGGUUACGAAUGUCGACGCCUUUGUUCUUAUGGCUUAUGACUUGAGAAAAAUAUUAUUCAUAAAGCACAAUCAGGAACUUGUUUCAGACAAUCUUUCUCUUGUUUCAUCUGAUCAGCACCAAGGAGAGCCUGAGAUCACUGCAGAAGAACAAUAA